Molecule: messenger RNA, 1344 nt
Organism: Alternaria atra
Lineage: Eukaryota; Fungi; Ascomycota; Dothideomycetes; Pleosporales; Pleosporaceae
Exons: 3
Coding region: 1-1344 (447 amino acids)
Biological process (GO): mitochondrial magnesium ion transmembrane transport
Cellular component (GO): mitochondrial inner membrane
Molecular function (GO): magnesium ion transmembrane transporter activity
Source: RefSeq, a predicted model, not a curated record
AUGCGGAGAAUGGCCCAGCUGCAACCACCGCAACCACCACCAGACGAGACGUCGUCGGGCGCAACAGGGUUCGGGAGUAGCCUUGGACGUAUAAUGCGACCUACGAACGAGCUCAAAAUGCGUUGUACGGAACUAGAUGAACAUGGUAAUGUUACACUUGUCAGUGGAGAGUUUAAGAAGAGCGAGUUGAUCGCUAAGUACGGUCUGCUUCCUCGCGACCUUCGCAAAAUUGAUUCGUCGCUCCUCCCGCACAUUCUCGUUCGACCUUCUGCGAUCCUGAUAAACCUCCUCAACCUUCGUGUCCUCCUAAAGCACAACCGCGUCCUUGUCUUCGAUGCAUACGGCACCACCGAUUCGAAGUCGCAGUCCGUCUUCAUGUACGAUCUUGACCUCAAACUCCGCCAGAAAGAAUCCACGAUCAACGGCACACUCGCCUAUGAAUUCCGAGCACUUGAAGCUGUCCUCAUAAGUGUAACAUUAAGUUUGGAAAAGGAAUUCGAAGGCGUGAGUGAGCCAGUGGUGCGAGUUCUGAGAGAGCUGGAAGAGGACAUCGAUAGAGACAAGUUGCGGUACCUGCUCAUUUACAGCAAGAAGCUGGGUAGUUUCGAACAAAAGGCACGGUUGGUCAGGAACGCACUUGAGGAAUUGCUAGAAGCCGACGACGAUCUCAGCGCCAUGUACUUGACAGAGAAGGCGGAGGGCAAGACACGCGAAGACGAUGAUCAUACCGAAGUCGAAAUGCUCCUCGAAUCCUACCACAAGGUCGCCGACGAAAUCGUACAAGCUGCUGAGAACUUGGUGUCUAGCAUCAGGAACACCGAGGAGAUUGUCAAGGCCAUUCUCGACGCCAACCGCAAUUCCCUCAUGCUCCUCGACCUCAAGUUCUCCAUCCUCACCCUCGCGAUUACAGCAGGUACAUUUGUCGCCGCUCUAUACGGUAUGAACCUGAAGAACUUCAUCGAAGAAUCUGAUCUCGGUUUCUUUGGCAUAAGCGCCUGGUGUUCAGUAUUCGGCUGCUUCGUCGCUGUAUACGGACUGUCAAAGCUUCGUAAGGUGCAACGGGUUAGCAUGUAUGGUCAUGGACCCGGUGCACUCGUUAGCAGGGAGCCAACUAGACCAACAGUAGCUCCAGGCAAUACAUGGGGCCUUGGCGCGUGGGGUGGUGGCAGUAGGAACGGAGUUAGUCGAGGGGAUAUGGGCAGCACGAUGCCGGCCGGAGCACCGGAUUUGGGGGGUGUAACGAAGAGAGGCGAUACGCUCGCAAGUGUCAUGGAAAGAGAGAGGGCGUUGGCGAGGAAGUUGGCCAAGGUCGAGCAGAGGGCUGAUGAUGCUGCGAGACGUUGA